AUGUUGGUCAUUGACAGCACAUGCAAUGGAUUCCGGCAUCUCGUCCUUCCCAUCGCCCUCACAGACGAUCUCGUCCUGAGCGCCGUGCUCGCCGCCUCCGCCUUCCACCUAGCCGGCAACAAAGGCUACAACGCACAUCCCGAGUCGCUCUACGCAGGUGCCAUUCACAAAUUACAACAACGGCGGGAGCUCACGGGCUGCGAUUUCGAGACGAGACAGAGAGUCAUCCUCGCGAUCGUGGUCCUCCUCGUGGUUGUCAUGAUCAACGGCUGCUCAGACUUUCCAGUCAUGUUCCGGAUGCUCCAGUCGGCGCUCGACGCCAUCGGUGGCGAGGAAGAGCUCGUCCAUGGUGGAGAGGUGGCCGAGUUUUCUCUACGGCAGAUCCGAAAAAUGCGGGUGUAUGCUGCCCCUUUACUCAGCCCUGACGCUGGCCUCCACGCCAUGACAGCACAAUCCGCCGCCAGCUUCGACUGCCUCACCUAUUACAUGCACAGAUACCCACAGCACGCGGAGAAAUUCUUCAUCCUGGCUGAUCUACGGCGUCAAGCAUUUAGCAUAUACAUUGACCGUGUGCUGGGCGCACCGUGGGUCAACGAGGACAGAGUCGAUAACUUUAUCGAGACAUUUGGGACGUUUCCUCGUGACGCGCCAGGGGAACAUAUUGUUACAUGGUCCAGCUUCAUCGUGGCAUCGGAAACGAGGAAUCCAGAUAGCCAGGAGUUUUUCAGAGCAUUCCUGACCAGGCAGUUUACGCGGAAUGGGUUUGGGAAUAUCCCCAGAGCGCUGGACCUGUUGGAAGCUGUGUGGAGUGCCGGAGGAGACGUGGACUGGCCAGCCCUGUUGCCUGAGCCCAAAGUGUUUAUUAUGUAA
Emericellopsis cladophorae is the source of this 870-nucleotide messenger RNA. RefSeq lists its product as uncharacterized. Lineage: Eukaryota; Fungi; Ascomycota; Sordariomycetes; Hypocreales; Bionectriaceae. Bases 1 to 870 code for a protein of 289 amino acids. The transcript has 2 exons. The record is from RefSeq and is a predicted model, not a curated record.